AUGAUGCGCCGGGUGGAAUCGUCACCCAGCUCCAGAGAAGAACUCUCGCGCGAAGGUACAGCAAUGGAGAGGAUCGUCUCACCACCGGGAUGCCGACGCUUUUGUCCCUUCAGAUUCAAUUGUGGCCUGUUUCGGCGAGGUCUUGUUGACGACCCCAAACCCCGCUGGCGACACGAACCAGGACAUGAUCCACGUCAGGCUCUUCACCGGCAGGUGUGUCUGCAUCCGCCGAGGCUGCGUCGCAUGUGUGCCGGCCUACUCCCUGCGGAUGCGAGGGCGGGCCAGGGAGGCCGUGAAUAGCCACACGUGGCCGGUUCACAUCUUGAGGGCAGUCCACGGCUUCCCUCCCCUUUCCAGGAGACUGUCUGCUGCGAUGGUCAGGGAGGCGGCGUUGGGGGCGGGUGCAGCUGCUGGUGCGGCCGCUACGGGACUAGUCACGAGUUCAAUGAUCGGCGCUGCUGCUGCUACUGGUGGGUGAGGCGGUAGGGGGGAGGCAAUGACCGCAUGGUGCCACUCACGCUCAUCACUGCGUACGGUGUGUGUUGUCUGUCGGGUUGGCUGUUGUCAGGAACGGCAGGAGCCGCGGCAACCAACGAGUGGCCUCGCAACGAUAGGAGGGGCGGCAGGCCUGGGAGGGAUGACUGGAGGCAUUGGAGUGAUUACCUUCAUUCCGGCGGCGCUGACUGCCAUCUCUAUGCGCUCACUCGUCAGGCUAUGGAGGGAUGACGCAACCACCGCAAACGCCACUGGCAUCGGCGCGGCAACCGGUGGCCUUGCGGGAGCUGUUGGCAGUGUGGGCCUCGUCUUAUCAAGUGAGAUGCAUGCAACACGGAGAGAGACUGACACAUGACAUGCACGUAAUAUGGUGGUUCUGCUGCUGGUGUCUGUGCAGGUGGAUCUGGGUCAGGUCUGAGUGCUGCGAGCAUCGCCUCAAGGCUGGCGUCCCUCGGAGGCGGGUCCAUUGCAGCGGGUGGAGGUGGGAUGCUGGCCGGCCUGUCGGUCCUCACCCUCGGCACGAUGGGCGUCGCUGCAUUGGCAGGGGGCGCCUCCUGGGGCGUCGCCGAAGGCACUUUGUACUUGCUCGAAAUCAACUUGAGGAAUGACAUCAUGCGCCUACAGAGACAGGGGGUUGUCUUCCCGGAUGUGAUGUGACGCGGGGGCGGGGCACUCCUGUCAACAGUGUGCUUUUUCGAUGCUUGGACAUUCUGUCCUCCACAUGCCAUGUGGUUCUGAGUCAGUUUGUAGUACGAAGCACUGGACAGGAUGCAUGUUGUGCCUGUGCGGCGGUACUGUAGCCUCUGUGCAGGUUGUGCACGUGCGCGCCUGUCUGUCUGUCUGUCUGUCUGUGUGCGUGUAUGCAUAUGCUCGUGGUGCAUUCGAUCCCAUUACUCUUGGUGUGUGAGCGUGUGUGAUUGUCCGUUGGUUUUCCUCUCGACUGUCUCUGGGCUGUAUUCGUGUGCUGCGCCACUGGCACAACGAAAUACAAUCCACAAAGAGACGAGGGGCGGCCGCAUCUGCGGAUGUCUCUUCCGGUUUGUGCAUGCAUGCCGAUUGCUUCUCAUAAAGUGCUUGCGCAAAUAUAGGCUUGUGAGGGGGUUUGUCUUGGAGACUGUCCAGCCAGACAGAAUGUCGGUGUUAGUGUUGCAUGCGUUGGUGUGUCAGGGGACAAGACGACGGGAGCAUUGCAGAUGUGUACGGGUGCCUGGUGGGUCAAGAUGGGACGCUGAUAAAUGCAUGUCUCGGCUGCCGCGCGUGUGCUGACGACAGUGAGCAACCCGCGAGACAGAUUUCUCGCGGGUUGCCGCGAGAAAUUUGUAUGGGAGGCAUGGCUGGCCACCAACAACGACAACCAACAAACAGCCAUGCGAUUUUCUUCGGCGGCCACGAUCGGUAAACGAGACGAUGAGGAGGGGAC
Vitrella brassicaformis is the source of this 1915-nucleotide messenger RNA. The record is from the annotation of a GenBank genome assembly. NCBI's taxonomy places the organism in Eukaryota, Vitrellaceae.